This is a messenger RNA of Carassius gibelio (silver crucian carp), 801 nucleotides long. RefSeq lists its product as uncharacterized. The record is from RefSeq and is a predicted model, not a curated record. The transcript is spliced from 2 exons. NCBI's taxonomy places the organism in Eukaryota, Metazoa, Chordata, Actinopteri, Cypriniformes, Cyprinidae. The coding region runs from base 160 to 801 and encodes 213 amino acids.
UCCACUCUGUGCAGCUCGAGUUCGAGGCCGUGGGGAAGCAGAUUCGCGACCUGGAACAGAGGCAGGCCCAGCUGAGAGAGCGGAGAGCCGCGCUGGAAUCAUCCCGGGCUGACGCUCACAAGUCCGGGGCCCGGUGCACCCAGGACGCGAUCUUCCCAGAUGUCCUUCACUGCGACGCCGGGACACCACGGACCCUGGGUGCAUCCACAGCGGAGGACGCGAGCCGGGUCCCGGGCGACGACUUCUCCCCCUCCUGCCUUCGAGAUCUCCAUCCAGAACCGCUUCGCUCCUCUCCGCGAGACAGGACGCGACGCUGUGAUCAUCGGAGACUCCAUCGUCCGACACGUUAGUGCUACGUUAGCCGAAGGUAAAGUGCACACUCAUUGUUUGCCUGGUGCUCGUGUUCUCGAUGUUUCUGCGCAGAUACCCGCGAUCCUGAAGGACGACGAGAGCCCCAGAGAGGUCGUGCUUCACGCCGGGGUUAAUGACACCACGCUGCGGCAGACGGAGACGCUGAAGAGGGACUUCAGCAGCCUGAUCGAGAUGGUACGCAGCACGACGCCCGCGGCGACGAUCGUUGUGUCAGGACCAAUGUCCACGUAUCGACGAGGACACGAAAGGUUCAGUAGACUUUUUGCUUUAAAUGAAUGGUUGUUGUCAUGGUGUAAAGAACAGAAACUGCUAUUUGUUAAUAACUGGAAUCUUUUCUGGAAGCGUCCUAGACUGUUUCGCACCCCAGCAGAGUCGGAGCGGAGCUGCUAUCUGACAACAUCUCCAGGAAACUUCGCUCCAUGUGACUAG